AUGGCAGAAUCUGAGAAGCGAGUCGAAUCUCCUUUGGCAUCGCCAAAGGACAAGAUGAAGGAAGUCGGCGCUACCGUUACAACAACCGAGUCGCCAGAUUCGCCAGGUAUAGAUCCGAUGAUAAACUCGUCGGGUCACAAGCAAGAGCUUGAUCGCAACUUUAGCCUGAUCAGUAUGUGCGCUAUUGGCGUUACAGCAGGAAACACUUGGAUUGCAAUGGGUGGCAGUGUCACAACGGCCAUCUUCAACGGCGGGCCUCCCGGAGUCAUCUAUGAAUAG
Trichophyton rubrum CBS 118892 is the source of this 279-nucleotide messenger RNA. RefSeq lists its product as uncharacterized. Bases 1 to 279 code for a protein of 92 amino acids. The transcript has 2 exons. NCBI's taxonomy places the organism in Eukaryota, Fungi, Ascomycota, Eurotiomycetes, Onygenales, Arthrodermataceae. The record is from RefSeq and is a predicted model, not a curated record.